Molecule: messenger RNA, 1155 nt
Organism: Venustampulla echinocandica
Lineage: Eukaryota; Fungi; Ascomycota; Leotiomycetes; Helotiales; Pleuroascaceae
Exons: 2
Coding region: 1-1155 (384 amino acids)
Source: RefSeq, a predicted model, not a curated record
AUGGCCGAUGGCCCUCCUCCUCUGGGUCCUCCACCGGGACCCGAUGUUUCGAUUGCAGGACGACUUCUCGCCGCCAGUAUACCACUAUACAUACUGUCAAUCAGCCUCUAUGGCAUGCGGAUAUAUACACGAAUUCGAACUACUGCCCGUCUUGGUUGGGAUGAUGCAUUUGUCACUGGUGCUAUGAUAGCAGCGAUUUCACAAUGGGGCAUACUUCUUGCUUGUAUCCCGCUUGGCCUGGGCCGUCACAACUACUAUGUCAGCUUUGAGGAUGGAAAAGCCGCCGGCCGAUUGCUCCUCAUGAGCCAAAUCCCUUGGGGCUGGGCUAUUGCGUUGGCAAAGAUCAGUAUUGCUUGUAUGUUGUUGCGAAUCAAACAAGACAGGAAGUGGCAGAUUGCCUUGUAUACAAUGAUUGCCAUUCAACUUAGCACAGCAAUCCUUGCAAAUGUUGUCCAGCUCUCCCAAUGCUCGCCACUUUCUGCCACUUGGGAUCCUACCACUCCCGGCGCGAAGUGUUGGCCCAUCACAACUGCGCAAACAACUGUGUACGUCAUUGCUGGUAUCGGGAUCGUGACCGACAUCACUUUCGCCCUCCUCCCAAUAUCCUUCUUGUGGAAGAUCCAAAGACCUCUUCGGGAGAAGUUGAUGUUAGGAUUUCUUAUGGGAAUCGGGCUCUUUACAACAGUUGCGGUGAUAGUAAAGAUUCCUCUCAUUGCCACCUUUGGAAAAACUGGAGACGUUUUGUGGGAUAAUGUCAACGUGGCUACCUGGUCGCUGGUUGAGGGACAGCUGGGAAUCAUUGCCGCUUGUAUCCCGUGCUUGAAAUCUCCGUUCGAGAGGUUGCUACGACGCGUGGGUCUCCUAUCAACCACGACCGGAGGAAUCAGUGGACGAGUUUCUCGCCGCCGAACCGGUUACAUAUCCUAUGGAGACAACCAGUCUUAUCCACUAAGCUCAGUUAAUGCCAGAGCCAUCGGAGACGGUAACAAAUCGAGCAGGAACAACGACACCCAAAGUGAGGCAAGCAUCUUGCGGCAGACUGAUGAUGCUUCCUCGGGAGGCAAGGGAAACAUCACAAAAACGAUAGACAUCCAUGUCUCAGACGAGCCGGCACAGGAUCGGGAUUCUUUGAAAAAGGAGUGGGGGAGCGUGUAA